UGAACAAGGAUAGAAGUUGCUCGUAGGGCUAUCGGUGGGGUUUAAGCAGUUGGUUCUGAUAGAAUGUGAUCAGCGGUAACAUUCCAAUCUAUGUGUGUGGGUUCCAUAGAUAAGCUGAGAGCUGCUACCUGGAGCAGUACUGGCGGAGGAAGGUGAUAAUCAUAUUAUUCAUUAUACCCAGAACAAAAGCAAUGGCUGUCUCAAAUCCUAUAAACAUGAUGCCAAGGACCCAACCUGUUCUUUUUCCAGAAGAUGAGUUACCAAGGCCUGCUGUAAUUGGUUUAGAUGGUUGUCGUGGGUCACAUGCAAGCAGUGCCGCAGCUAUCAAAGACAUUCUUGCUUCUGUCUUAAACCUUCCGAGUAAUAUGAAAUCCAAAUUAUCCACCAAUAUGGAAUUUCAAGACAGUGAUCUAGAUAAUUUGGAUUGCAGCAGUAAUAGUGAUUCUGAUACGGAAAGUUCUAGCUGUGUUCGAAUAAUCUCUGGGCCUUUAGAUGACAUUCGGUUUAACAGGCCCACAGCAUGCUGGGAUAAUUCACAAAUGGACUCUCCGACAUCUUCCACCUUGGAAUUACUUCCUCUCUCACCCCGAGUUCCCAUUCUAAGUUUUCAAAAUGAUGUAACCGAACCAGAGCCUCAGCCUUCUACUUUACUUAAAUGUGGGGCUUGCACAACUUUCCAGUUGUCUGAAGAAGGCUUUCCAUCACAAAUGAAUGUUCCACUUCAGAUGGGUAUACAAUGGGAGAAUCGGAGAUUUUCCUCACCUAAUCUUUCAAGUCCUAUUCCUAAUCUUGAUCAAAGCACUCUGAAUUUGACGUUUGAUGUACAAUCUUUGCCAAUAAAUAACAAAACAAAAGAACUAGAAAAAUGCGAUGUCGAAGAUCACAAAUUAUCCCAUCGGAGAUCACAAUCCUAUUCCAGUCUUCUCACAGCUUCAAAUCAGAUCUUGGCUUCAAGAGCGGAGACGUUACAUCCCUUAACAGAAAAUUUAUUUGAACCAACUGUGAAUUUGGAGAAUGAAAAUGAACACUUCUUGGUGGCAGAUAUGUUUAUAGCUGCAGUUGAAAAGAUUAAAAGCAAUUUGGCAUACGAGCAGUGGAAAGUAGCUAGCAGCCAAGCUCCAUACUGGAUUACAAAAAAACCCAAAGACGUUUACUUUCACAGGAAAAAAUGUAUCUCCGAAUCUACAAUCUCCAUUGAUAGUGGCUAUGGAGCACAACAGAGUUCUCUUCCUGCAACUCCCAUAUUAGAAGAAAAAACAGAGAUCUUAAAAAGUGAUGAACCCUGUGAAGAUUAUUAUGAUGAUGAAUUUGUAAUUAUUGAGUUGGAGGACUAUGAGAAACUCUGCACACCUGCUUCCAAACUCCUUGAUAACACACCAGAGAACCCUGAACCCGGUUUUAACUCUGCUCAACAAACUGCCAAGAAGCUGUACAGAGUAUUGAGACGGCAAUGGCAACAAAUGGAAGAGGACACUCCAGAUGCUGCCUCACCUAAUCACUGUAUUAAGAGACCGCUAAUGAGUAAAGACACCAUUCCUGAGGAAUUUGAGUCAAGUUUGAAUUUGGAAGAGGAAAUUAAAAAAUUCAAGUUGAGAGAAGUGAACGAGUGGAGUCCCCCUCGCUUUCAAAUUCUAAACACUAUUCAUCCCUAUAACAAGAGGGAUUUUGUUGUGGCGUCACAGAAUUAUUUGUGUGCUGGCUGUGGAACAAAAGUUGAGCCAAGUUAUACAAACAGAUUGCGGUAUUGUGAUUAUCUAGGAAAGUAUUUUUGUGACUGCUGUCACUGCUAUGCUGAGAGUUCCAUUCCUGCUCGGAUUAUCCUGAAAUGGAACUUUAGUAGAUAUUAUGUCAGCAACUUUUCUAAAAAUCUGCUGGAGAAUAUAUGGGAAAACCACAAAUUCAACGUCCAAUGUGAAAACCCGGACUUGUACAGGAAAGUGAGAGAGCUGAACCGUGUCAAGGAUGUCCAAGAACAGUUGAUUCAAUUAAAGAGAUUUCUGCUCACAUGUAGAUUUGCGGACAGAAUUGGUGUAUUAAAGAUGUUUGAGGAAGUGCCAAUACACCUGACUGAAGAACUGCAUCAAUUUACAUUAAGUGACCUAAUAAAAGUGAAGCAGGGUUUGCUUUUGCCUGCCUUACGCCAGAUCCUCGCCAGUGGCAUAGCUCAUGUGGAGAUCUGUGAGCUGUGUCAAGCCAAUGGUUUUAUAUGUGAAUUUUGUCAGGGUGAUGACAUCCUCUUCCCCUUCCAGUCUGAAAAAUGUGCAAGAUGUGACGGUUGUAAAGCAUGUUAUCACAAGAAAUGUUUCAAGGCCAAAGAUUGCCCGAAAUGUCGCCGGAUUGAAGCACGCAAAGCCCUUCUUACAUGUGAAUCUCCUGCUGCAUCAUGUAGCCAACUUGACUCGAGCCCACAGUGUUAA
This is a messenger RNA of Pelobates fuscus (common spadefoot toad), 2417 nucleotides long. RefSeq names its product rubicon like autophagy enhancer (gene RUBCNL). Gene Ontology annotation, cellular component: intracellular membrane-bounded organelle; autophagosome membrane. Lineage: Eukaryota; Metazoa; Chordata; Amphibia; Anura; Pelobatidae. Gene Ontology annotation, biological process: autophagosome-endosome fusion; autophagosome maturation; autophagosome-lysosome fusion. The transcript has 15 exons. Bases 192 to 2417 code for a protein of 741 amino acids. Gene Ontology annotation, molecular function: phosphatidylinositol phosphate binding. The record is from RefSeq and is a predicted model, not a curated record.